AAAUAACUAGAUAUAUUGGUCUGCAUCAAGGGCUGGUUAAUAAUAUCAUUUCUGCUUUUUCAAAGAUUACACUACGUAAUUACACCCAAUUUUCAUGGUUUCGUUUACUCGAAUAUAAAUAUUUACUUAAAUAUAAAUAAUUUCAAAUCCAUAAACAUUAAAUAAUAUUUUAUAGAAAUUUGAAGCUUUGCUCAGCGGCGAUAUCAUCAUCAUUGAAGUUUAUCCGAGGUUUGUUGAAAAAGCUAAUUCAGUAAGUAAGAAGAGUUAUCGAACCUGGAGUCACGGAAAACGAGUAUUUCAGCGACUGUUGUCCCUUCUCGGUGUUAUGAAAUUAUGCGCCCCAAACGAUCAUCACUGAGCAGUCUCACCAAAGAAGCUAGGAGGGCAAGAGAAAAACGUCAAAGGGAAACCACAGAAGAAAGGCAAUUAAGAUUACAAAAUCAUAGGCAAAGACAAUUGGUUCGUCGGCAGACAGAAACAGUGGAACAAAGGCAGGCAAGAUUAGAAGCUAAGAAACAGAGGACAAGAGCUUAUCGUGCAACUCUCAAGAUAAAAAUGAUACAGGAAAAAAAGAACAAAAUACAGCACCUUGAGGAGCAACACUUGAAGAAGCAACACCAGAAUCAAAUGUUAAGAAAUCAACAAUCACAUGACAGAUGGCAAAUGGACAGUGCUUUAUCAUCUCCAAAGACUUCAAAAUGUGUACAUCCAACUAAAAUGCCAGUCCAGCAAGAUUCAAGUUUAGCACAAGCAUCGCAAAAUAUUACAAAGCCAGCUCAGGUGUUGACUUCACCAUUUCAAAUAACUCCAUCCAAAUCAAAGCUGGUGAAAGAUCCAAAUCAAACAACUGUAUCUAAAUCAAUAAUUAGAAAAACAGAUUUACCGAAACAAAAAUUGCUAGUUACUAGUCAUCACCGUUAUGUGAUGUCUAACCUAGCAUCUAUGUGGAGAAGUAGAAAAUUAUGUGAUGCUAGUAUUAGCAAUGGCUCAUCUACUGUGAUGGUCCAUAAAAUAGUUUUGUCUGCUGUAUCUCCAAAACUGUUCUCAGUAAUUAGUACAUACAUCUCUUCUCAGUUUUAUGAAGUGAAAUUUCCUGAAGUAAGCACAGAAACUUUAAUGGCUUUUGUUGAAUACAUAUAUACUGGACUAUUAGAUCUUGAUCUUAAUAUUUUACAACAGCUAAAAGUCAUUGCAAAACAAUUAGACAUGAAAGACUUACAAAAUAUGUGUGAUGCUCAUCUUCUGAGUGGAGCACGUCAGCAAAUUGCUUCAACAGUCACUGCGUUUGAUGAUAGCAGGCAGAUGCCAUCUGAUGUUUCAGCUGUUCCUACUGAGGAUAUUAAGCGGGAGGUUUCUCAAAAUGAAUUAGCAGAACUUAAAGAAGAUACAGUUAGAUUCUUUGAGCAAAAGAUUGAGGCUGCAUCUCCGGACACUAAGGAUAGCAACUCUCCAUUUGGUUCUGUUAUUCUUCCCACUGUAAAAAUCGAGCCUGUAGGGCCUGAUGACGACGAAUAUGGUCAAAUGAAUAAAAGAGCUUCAACAUCUAGUUCAGUUUCAGAUAGUUCUCAGACUCUGAACACUACCUUGAAUUCUAUAGCUGUGUCCACUACAGAUUUUAGCUUACCAUUUUCAGAUGCCACAAAUAGCAAAGCAACAAUAAAUAAGAUAUAUGGAACAUCACCCAAAUUAAAAUCUAAUGUAUUUGAAAGUUCUCCAGUUUCUGACUUAUCUCCUGUGUCAUAUAGUGAAGAAAAACUGUGUUCUCAAUCUAGACUCUUAAGAGAAGACUCUUCUAAUCCGCUAACUCGAACUGUAGCAACUCAGUCAAUUGACAACAAUGUGACUUGUGUUAGCAGUGAAAGUGUCUAUCCUGUAGGACUUUUUACAGCAGAAGGGGACAGAUUACCAUUAUCAUCAACACAAGUUACCAAUGUCAAAAAUACAGGUUUAUAUAAAACAGAUGGUUUUACUUGAUAUCAGAAAUAGUUUUCAGUACACACAUACACAUACAGACUGAUAAAUUGAGCUUUAAUUUUGUAAUAAAUAAUCUUUGAAAUA
Octopus sinensis (East Asian common octopus) is the source of this 2058-nucleotide messenger RNA. RefSeq lists its product as uncharacterized. The record is from RefSeq and is a predicted model, not a curated record. Gene Ontology annotation, molecular function: protein binding. The coding region runs from base 334 to 1974 and encodes 546 amino acids. The transcript is spliced from 5 exons. Lineage: Eukaryota; Metazoa; Mollusca; Cephalopoda; Octopoda; Octopodidae.